ACUCGCGUACAGCUCUAAGCAACCCUGCGAUUCACGCGCACAGCAUUUCAAUCCGGACCUGAAGGGUUCGAGCCGCAGCUGUUCUCUGCUACAGUGCGGGUUCCACGGCGACCCAUGAGAACUUUCAUUUGACUUCAUCAUUUCUUUUUUAUUUUCAGCCAUUUGUCAUUCUUAUUUUUUCAUUCAUCCAAUUAUUGAAUUCUUGCUCAUCUUUUCCAAACUGCCUCAUCCAUUGUGGGAACUCUGGUCAUUUUCCUUAAUUGUCUGAACGGAAUAGCUACCUCGAGACGAGCAUUUGCUUCACGCAUUUGGAAUUGGUACCUGCUUGGCUUGUUAUCCACACCGGGGGGAUUAACUUCCAUGUCUCCACGGACAUCCACAACGGCGGCGACGACACGGGUCGCCUUCCUCUGAGGGGAAUGUACGUUCUUCUCACGGCUGGUUGAUCGGAGAGUGCUCCACUCUGUCAUAUAUUUUACCGAAUGAGAAACUGCCUGCUGUCCGCGGUGCUGCUAUCUCUCACCUCGAGCGGGACUAUUAGAGGAGUAGUUCUUCUCAUCGGGAUGGCUCACUGUUAACCGGGUUCAUAUUAAACAGUGUUUUCCUUUCUCUCCUGGAACGGGGAUAUUUAGUUUGUAUUGUUAUAAUCAGCACUCCCUUUUUUUUUUUUUUUUUUUUUUUCUUUUCUUUUCUUUUACUUUUUUUUUUUUCCUUUUUUUUUUUCAAAGUAGAAAUUCCCUUGAAACGGAAUUUGACCGUAACGGUCAUAACGGACCAUGGGCGACUCUCUGUGGAGGUAUUGCUUUGGAGUUUUAUUCAUCGCGUGCAAGGUGAACCUGUCCCGCGCGCUCAUCCUCGACUCUGUAUACUGGAACACGACGAAUACCAAGUUUGUGCCAGGACAGGGUCUGGUGCUGUACCCACAGAUCGGGGAUAAGAUGGACAUAGUUUGCCCUCGUGUAGAGGGUGGCUCAAUGGAAGGAGUGGAGUAUUAUAAACUCUAUAUGGUUCCCCGGGAACAGCUGGAGUCCUGUACAGUCACAAAGGCGGACACGCCUUUACUCAACUGCGUGAAACCGGACCAGGAUGUCAAAUUCACCCUCAAAUUCCAGGAGUUCAGCCCAAACCUCUGGGGCUUGGAGUUCUUUAGGGGAAAAGACUACUACAUUAUCUCUACAUCUAAUGGAACAAUGGAGGGGCUGGAGAAUCAGGAAGGAGGGGUGUGUAAAACCAAGUCGAUGAAAAUUGUCAUGAAGGUUGGACAAAACCCCUCUGAUCCCAUUUUCCCCAAAGACUACCCCACCAGAUACCCCCCCAAACAUCCCGAAACAGGAGCCAAGGACACCAAAUCGAAUGAAGUACUUGACAAGCAUGAUGCAUCUCAUCACGGAGAAGAAAAAGGAGAAGGAAAUAAAUCCUCCGUCAUCGGCUCAGAGGUUGCUCUGUUUGCCUGCAUCGCAUCAGCCAGCAUCAUCGUCAUCAUUAUCAUCAUCAUGCUGGUUUUCUUCCUGCUGAAGUAUCGAAGACGCCAUCGCAAACACUCACCUCAGCAUGCCACCACGCUGUCACUCAGCACGCUAGCCACGCCCAAACGAGGUGGUGGCAGCGGCAACAACAACGGCUCGGAGCCUAGUGACAUCAUCAUCCCACUGCGGACUGCCGACAGUGUCUUCUGCCCACAUUACGAGAAAGUGAGCGGUGAUUACGGACACCCCGUUUACAUCGUACAGGAAAUGCCACCACAGAGCCCAGCGAAUAUCUAUUAUAAAGUGUGAAAACAGACAUGCUUUAUUUGUGACGUUUUAACUCUAACCCCCACAAGCCCCUCGAUGACCCCCCUGUAGUGCGGGAUUGAGCUCACCCUCAUCCCGCCCCCUCGUGGCUGUCUUAUUUUUUGUUCUUGUUUAUUUUACGAUAUUCCUGAUUAUUUCUCUCAGUAUAGAUGUUGCUGAUGGUGGAGUGAAGCUCCUGAUUUGCUGCUCUUGCACCUGCAAAAACAAAACAAGCAAAAUUGAAGAAAACAGAUAUCCCAUUGGGGGAUUGGCAUGCACUAUAACGGACGUUUAGGAUACUAUAGUGUGUUUAUGAGGGAGUGUUUGUGAAUCAGAUGAGCAGGGGAGAGGGGGGUUGAGAGGGUGGUCAUGAAAAGAGAUUUUAUUUCUCUUUUAUUUCACUACAUCAUUCUCCCUUAAAGACACAACACGCUGAGAUAUUGGGAGAGAAGGAGAUGGAGAAGAGAAGUGAUGUAAGAAUAUGACAAAGCAAGAAGUACGUUGGGCAUGGCUAAUUGGCUGAUCCAUCACAAAAACAGGAAGUGAAUGAAUCAAAUUGGUCACUGCUAAAGGAAGUGGAUUUAUCGAGGAAGCUGUCAUCCACAAUUCAUUCGAUGUUCAGAGCUUACUAUAGGACAUUUGAAUGGACAUAACCUGUUUUCGUGCAUUCACUUGUACUGUUUCAUUUACAUUAAAACACUCCUCAUUUCCCACCUCUUUCUCUUCUACAAAAUGACUUUCACAAUGUUUACUUGAAGUCUUUUUGUAUGGUCAUACGUCUUGCAUUUCUUUCUGUUAUUCCCAGUGCAGUCCACUUGCAAAUUUGUUUGGUAGAAGACUUAAUAGGUAUCAUCAUAGAGAUCCUUUUGUGCUGGUAUAACGUGGUAUGGGAGAUUCAAACACAUUUCAUUUCGUGUAUGUUAGCUGCCAAGGGCUGGAAGAAGGAGAGAGACAGUGCAGGAGAAAAAGAGAGGAAUGUUAGGUGAAAUGAUCAAUAUUUUGGUACAGUUGUUGCUGUCCUGUUAACUGCUGGGAAGGUGGAGGACCCGCAUGAACACUUUAGCAGCACUUUGAAAGCCUCAUCAGCUCGCCCAUGUGGAGUACACACUUAAGUACAACACAUUUACAGUAAAGAAACAGACAGAGACAGCAGGAAACACAUUUUAAAAUAAGGCUUAUUGAGCUGUGGUGAGAUCUGUCAUUUUUGAAGCAAAAUGGCCACCUUCCCCAUGCCCGUUUGCUAGAGAUGCAUGUCACUGCAAAGAUUCCUGUUCCUGAAAUACAAGUAUUUCUGCCAUCACGCAUUCAAACACAUGCUCAUUUACCAGUGGCCAAUGUGGGCCAUUGAUAGUUGAUCUGGUGCCCUCCUUUUUGCUCAAAAGCACAUGGAUGUCAAAAUACAUUGUUAUUAUUAUAAUUGUGAUUUAUUUACUUUUGAAUUAGACACAAAAAAAUGUAAUUAGCAUUGCUUUAUGAAUUUGUUUAGAAGUAGAUCAAAACGGAUGGAAAUAGUUCAAGUAGAAUUUAUUUAUGUUACAUACAGCACCCAAACAGGUAGGCGUAAAACAGCAAGAAUAUGAAUAAUUUAUGGUAAAUCUGAUAAAUUAUGCAAGAUAGAUAGAGUUGUCCUUUUUUGUUAAAAUACAGAUUUCUCCAUUUUGUUAUUUGCUUUUUUCCAUCGAUCCCUACACAAAUAGCUGCCUUUCAACCACAAACACACUCUCACACAAGCGCAUGUGCUUUAUUGCCAGGGAAGGGGCGGGCUAUGGAAGGAGCCAUCUGAGAAAACAGCAUGUUGUGUUUUAAAAUAGCCGAAAGGAAUGAGAUGGAAGGGCCAGAAAUGGCCCAAAGGAAGGGCACAUUUAACGGAGUCCUGACUAAACCAACUUCUCCAGCCUGCCUGUCUCUCUUGAUGAAGCUCAGAUGUGCUCUGGGUUGAAAUUAGGCCUCCUAAUCUGGAUGAAAAGCAGUAGACGUGGGUUAGCAGGCAUACCAGAUGAGAAUGAGUACAGGCUAAAUGUAGUCAAUUGCAUGAAACAAGAUUUUUUAUGCUCAUAUUGUGGGAGGUUUCUGGAGAGAGAAAAAAACACAUUAUGAUUUGUGACUGAUGGAGGUCAUAAGUGGACUUAGUAUCCCACAACUCCCAAAGGAUUUCAGAACUCCCAUAUUCCCUCCAGUCAGUCCUCUCCUAGUGGUUAUGUGUGUUGUUAAUAGUGCAAACCUCUUCCUAAACAAUGCCAGCCUACCAGCCCAUUUUCAUUUAUUUCUUACAUUGACUUCAAAUCUAAAUCGCUUUCAAAAUGUCCACAAAUUGUAUGAGGACAUUUGACUGUGCAUUGCCAUGGUCACACAUUAACUGUUCAUCCAUUUUGUUUUCAUUUGUUCAUGGAGGUUCUUCAAUCUCACCAAGAAGCCAAGACUUGUGUGAUCGGAGCUUUGUGUCUCUGUAAGAGGCCACAAAAUCUGCAAAUAUGCAAUUUUUAUUUAUUUUUAUAACAAUUGAGAAAAAAAGAUGAUAUACGUAACUAUGGAAAGUGUUCUUAACCAUUGAAAUGAGUGAAAAAAUUAAACAAAAAAAUACAGCAUACGAAAAUACAACAACCCCAGUGUGUUAUUAUUAUUAUUUUUUUUUAUUAGUAUUUUGUGCUGUAGGUUCGAGGUAAACUGUGAAAACAUGCACACUUACACACAUAGAAGUCUGAGCAGUUGGUUGAAACUAUAGAAGACACACAUACUAAAAAAAUGACAAACAUGUUGCUGUUUGGUUGCUGUCCCAUGUGGGCUAAAUAUGACAAUCUCCUUAGUUUCUUUGAAUCUGAAGACACCUUCCCAGCGAGCAGGUUGCAAACUUUCCAGUAACAUUGUAGGAAUGAUAGGACUUAACUAGUAGCUAAAGAUGUUGCACCAAUGUUGACGGAAUGUUUGUGAAACUCUGAGGGAAAUGUCUUCAGGCCACUGUAAAAUGCCUUGCUUGUAUGGUCACCCUGAGUUUACGAGACUCUAAUUUUUGCACCGUACAUCUGUAUGUAAGAGGCUGUAAAUACGUUAUUGUUUCUAUUGUAUAUGGAUCCCUGGUCUUUACGAUAGCCUUAUUCUCACAUUUCUAGCAAAUAAAAAGAUAUGAAAAAAAAAAAAAAACACACAAAAAAAAACAUGAAUCACUUCAGUUUAAAGAGAACAUACUAAUUUUUUUUUUGGUAAAUAACUUGUGUAAAUAUUGACAACGAACCCAAUAAAUUGUUUUUUAUAAACUCUUAAAGUAAGAUGUUUUGUAUAGAAUUUGAAUUUUUUGCUAUGUAUUUUAGCUAGCACUCGUCAGAACCCUCCCACUCAACCCUUUUGCACUGUUCCCAUGGUGAUCUGGUUUAAAAAUGAAAAAGAGAUAAGAGAAUUGCCAAACUGACUGCUUGCUGCAUAUUUGUGCCAUACAUGUGUACCAUAGAUAUUUAUUUAAUUAGUUUUUUGUUUCUACCCAGUUUGUACGCAAAUUCAGUAUUAUCAUUUGAGUUUUUCCAACUUCUCAGUUUCCUGUUGUUAUUUUUUUUCUGUUGCUGUCUUUUCCCGGUGGCAGACACACCCACCCUUCUCUCGCAGUGAGAUCUGGUCAGGACGUGCGACAUUAUAAAAGUCAUAGAAAUGAAAUGGCACACAUUCCACCAGUCUGUUACAAACUGAAAAUGUUUUUCAAUAAAAUGUUUUUCCUGUGGAA
Molecule: messenger RNA, 5481 nt
Organism: Myxocyprinus asiaticus (Chinese sucker)
Lineage: Eukaryota; Metazoa; Chordata; Actinopteri; Cypriniformes; Catostomidae
Product: ephrin-B2a-like
Exons: 5
Coding region: 777-1775 (332 amino acids)
Biological process (GO): axon guidance; ephrin receptor signaling pathway; blood vessel morphogenesis
Cellular component (GO): plasma membrane
Molecular function (GO): ephrin receptor binding
Source: RefSeq, a predicted model, not a curated record